GAUGUGUAGGGGGUGACAGGGUGGAGGUGAUGUGUAGGGGUUGACAUCAUGGAGGUGAUGUGUCCGGUUUGUGUUUAAAGGGGACGGUGACGCAGGCCUGGACCAUGAGCAAUGACUCGACUAUCUGGAACACGCCACCAGACAACUCUACUGGUGCGCCCCUGGCCCCCGCCCCCCCCUCGGAGGGCUCGUCGGUGCUGCUGGUGCUGCUGGUGUUUGGAGGAGCUCUGGUGUCUCUCACCUCCCUGCUGCUAGUUUACUGCCACCGCCGCCACGGCUGCAGCUAUGCCAGGGCUGACAACCCGAAGACCAACCCCACCUACAUAGAGGACUGCCAGCUCACACAUGAGAUCACCAUCAGGGUGGAGGAGGCUGCCUGCCAGUCGGCCUCCCCCUCUCCCGACUUGCAGACGGAGCGCUUCCUGUCCACAGGCACAAGCGGCCGGCGCGUGUCCUUCAAUGAGGCAGCACUGUUUGACCACAGCAAGAAGGAGCAGGAGAAAGGUCGGAGAUACACUCUGACUGAGGGAGACUUUCACCACCUCAAAAAUGCUCGACUCAUAAACCUCCGUCUCCCUCCUCCCUCCCUCCACCUCCCUCCUCCCUGCCUCCACCUCCCUCCUCCCUCCCUCCGUCUCCCUCCUCCCACCUUGCACAUCCUCACAAUUCAUGAGUGCGAUUCCCCAGAGAACAGCAUCGCCAUGACAACGCGUCCUGUAUCCAAGUCGACUCUCUCCAUCUUCCAGCCGGAGUUGUGCCCCCUGCCCCAUACAGUCCUACCCAGCGUGGGGGGCAGCCCCAGCUCCCCCCUCCCCGGAGACAGCCAGCCCAGCCUGGGGGGCAGCAGCUUCAGGGAAAGCCCCCCCUGCCUGACCCCCCCCAGACCCCGCUCCAAGGAGCUCAGCACCAGCUCUAUUGAGGUGGGCGGGGGCUCAAGGAACGGGGGCCGCCCAGGGGGGGGAGGUGUGUGUGAGAGUGGCUCGUUGGGGGCCCCUGGGGGUUCAGGGGGCCAGGGCCCCGUGCUGCAGUUCUUCAGCAGGCUGCGCCGCCACGCCAGUCUGGAAGGGGCCAGCCCGUACCUCAGGAUCCGCCGCUGGAGGCUGGAGCACGGGCAGAGAGCUUCCAGCCUGGACACCAGGGGAUCCCCUAAGAGACGCCAGUUCCAACGGCAGCGUGUGGCCAGUGAGAGUAUGGACCAGGACGACCAGGACACCCACCAUAUCGACCUCAUCCAGUACAUCGCCCCAACCCAGGACACCACCUUAUACCCUGGGGGUUCCCCACGCCUCCUCCAACCCCCCUCCACCCCUCCCCCACCCCUCGGCAGGCUAGAGGUGGAGGUGGUGGUGGAGCCUAGCUGCAGCAGAGAAGGUCCAGGGGUGAUUGGCAUGACCCCAGAUCCCAAGGACGAAGCUGUGAGCCUGGGCUGCCACCAGAAGAGCUCCCCCCCAGACCCCCAGGAGCCCCCGGACCUCCAGGCAGAGUAUCGGGACAUCUGGACCCUGCGAGCCUCUCUGGAGGAGAUCGUCUCAGACCCCAGCAACGACAAGGACUCGGUCCAAAGCAACGCUGACAGUGUGUGUUCCCUGGGGGGGCGCAGAGAGUUGCCCAGUUACCCCUCCCAGGACCUGGGGGAGGAAGGGGAGGAAGGGGGGAGGGAGGAUAAGCAGGAGAGUGUGGACUUGGAGCGAGGGGGCAGCGACGGGGAGUCUGGAACCAGAAAGCUGCUGCAGAUGGACAGCGGCUACGCUUCCACCGAGGCUCCGCCCCGCUACGCUUCCAUGGAGGCUCCGCCCCGCGCACCUGAGGAGCUGUGCCUCUGCACGGGGGGGAAGGAGCGCACCGCCCUCGAGAGGCGUUAUCACUUCACCAGCGCCGGGCGGGCCGUCACCGUAGGCGAGAGCGCCCAGUCCAGUCUCUUCCAGGAGGACCCAGAGGAGGGGCUAGCAGAGGCUAGCGGCGGUGUUGCCGUGGAUACGGGCGUGGGACCCCUGGGCUGGUCCCCCUACGGCCAGAUGUUCACCUCCCGGGAGCCCCUCCCCGCCCCCCUGCCAGCACUCCAUUGCCGCGACUACAGCAUCGAUGAGAAGACGGACGCCCUGUUCCACGAGUUCCUGCGGCACGACCCCCAGUUCGACCAGCAGGACUCUCCGCUGCGGAGGCACCGGUCACGGGUACACCUGCGGAAGCAGUGGCAGCAUCGCAAGCAGUACAGCGACCCCGGUGUCCGCUACCACACGUCCUUUGACCGCCAUCGCACACCGCUGCGACGCGGGGACAGUGUGAACUACCCCCUGGAGAGCAGCUACCACAGCACCCUGCCCCGUAUCGUCAGCACACCGGAUGAGGAGGGGGGCAGCGAGGGGGGCACGAGUGAGGGGGCCGCCAGCAGACCGCAGACCCCCAGGGAGGCGGGGGCUAGAGGAGGGGGCCUGGAGGAGGAGGAUGGGAGGAGGGACAGACAUCCAGCGGACAACCCCGGCCUCAGAGCAGGCCCCGCCCUCAGAGCAGGCCCCGCCCUCAGAGCAGGCCCCGCCCUCAGAGCAGGCCCCGCCCUCAGAGCAGGCCCCCCAGGGCCGCAGCCCCCAGACCCUGCCGGUACAGCUCAGUGA
Hypomesus transpacificus is the source of this 2612-nucleotide messenger RNA. RefSeq names its product CACN subunit beta associated regulatory protein b (gene cbarpb). The transcript has 10 exons. Lineage: Eukaryota; Metazoa; Chordata; Actinopteri; Osmeriformes; Osmeridae. Gene Ontology annotation, molecular function: transmembrane transporter binding. Gene Ontology annotation, biological process: negative regulation of calcium ion-dependent exocytosis; negative regulation of voltage-gated calcium channel activity. The coding region runs from base 105 to 2612 and encodes 835 amino acids. The record is from RefSeq and is a predicted model, not a curated record. Gene Ontology annotation, cellular component: plasma membrane; secretory granule.